AUGACAGCGCAUGAUCAGAUUCGAGCUAUGCUCGAUGAACUAAUGGGAACUUCCAGAGAUGGCAAUGCCGACAAAUAUCGAGUGAAGUUUGAUGACCCUCGGGUAUGUAAAAGCUUCCUCCUCGGCUGUUGCCCACAUGACAUUCUGGCAAACACGCGGAUGGACAUGGGAGAGUGUCCGAGCAUACACGAUCCUGCCCUACGUGCAGACUAUGAAUUGGCAUCGAAGACAAGAGACUACUAUUAUGAUAUUGAUGCCAUGGAGCAUCUUCUGAGUUUUAUCACAGACUGUGACCGCAAGACAGUGAUUGCCAAACGUCGGCUCAAGGAAACACAGGCUGAGCUCAGUGAAGAAGCGAAUGCUAAGGCAGAUCAGAUCCAUGCACUUGGGGAGCAGAUUGGGACACUCAUGGCCAAAGCUGAGGAAAUUGGCGCCGCUGGAGAGGUUGAGCAGUCCAUGAAGAUGAUGGAAGAAGUGGAAGAGCUCAAAGUUAAAAAGUCUCAAGCUGAG
Messenger RNA from Candidula unifasciata, 510 nucleotides. NCBI's taxonomy places the organism in Eukaryota, Metazoa, Mollusca, Gastropoda, Stylommatophora, Geomitridae. The record is from the annotation of a GenBank genome assembly.